Molecule: messenger RNA, 990 nt
Organism: Beta vulgaris subsp. vulgaris (sugar beet)
Lineage: Eukaryota; Viridiplantae; Streptophyta; Magnoliopsida; Caryophyllales; Amaranthaceae
Exons: 1
Coding region: 1-990 (329 amino acids)
Cellular component (GO): plasma membrane
Source: RefSeq, a predicted model, not a curated record
AUGUCUCAAUAUGGGGACACCAACCCUCAUUUCUGGUCAAGGUCGCAACCAGAUUUUGCAGCGCCGCAACAUAUUCAGCCCGAACCAAGGCAGCCAUGGGAUGGUCAUCCUGAUCAAGUUCAACAGCCUGAUAUGAUACAACUAAGGCCUCGACAACGGCAGCCAGCACCCCCUCCAGUACGCCAUCCUAGAAGCCCACCUGAACAUGCCCAUCAACAUCCCCCGAGUCCACCAAGGCAUCAUCGACCUGUACCAGUAACACAUUUCCACCCUGUUGAGGGUCCAGCUCAGACCCAUACCCCAUUACAAGCACGACCAAAACCCAAGCCCCAAUCACAUCAGCCUCGAGCCCAGCAUCCGAGCUUCGGGCAAGGUGCUCCUCCACCGUCCAGAGAGGACUUGAUGUACCCAGCACCAAACAGAACCAAGCCAAUAACAUGGUUUGGAGCAGUAUUCUGUGUGAUCCUAUGGCUAGUCAUAAUACUGGGAGGGCUCCUAGUGCUGAUAAUAUACCUCGUGUACCGCCCACGAACCCCACAUUUUGAGAUAGCAAGUGCAUCCCUCAAUGCCGCCUACCUCGACUUGGGCUAUCUCCUCAACUCCGACCUCACGGUACUUGCCAACUUCACAAAUCCCAAUGAGAAGGUGAAUGUUGACUUUAGCUAUGUGGUCUUACAGCUCUACUUUGACAAGCACCUCAUUGCUAAUCAAUACAUUGAGCCUUUCUCAGCUUUCAAUACAGAAUCCAAGCUUGCCAACGUGGAGUUCGUAAGCAGCCAAGUCAGGCUUCCUAUAAGAGUAAUUCAGCAACUAAUUACACAGGUACAGAGAAAUAGGGUUAUAUUUGAAGUUGAUGGAAUUUUUCAUGCAAGAUCAAAUUUUGGAAGCCUUUUGAGGUACUCUUAUUGGUUAUAUGGCCACUGUCAAAUUGAACUUACAGGACCUCCUAGUGGAGUUAUGCUAACCAGCCAUUGUAGAACAAAGGAUUGA